GCAGAGCAAGAUGCGAUGCAACCAUAUAGUGACGAUACAGCGUGGCGCCGCGACGCUGGAGAAGCCGCCAGACUAUGACUCCGUGACGGGGGCGGCGCCUCCUAGCUACGAAGACGCCAUCAAGCUCAGCCCGGCUCACCUAGUCUUGGACAGCAGUGUGGUGGGUGACACAGUGAAAGUUGAUGGCGAAGGGCAGUCCCAGUCUGGAACGUCGAACGUGGGUUGUGGCAGCAGAGUCGCAGUCUACCAGCGUCGUGUGCCAAGUCCACUCCAAGCCCGACUCCGGCAGCUCGGACGAGAGUUUUCAGACAACUUCGGCACUCGAGUGCUGAGGAUAAGUCGGAAGUUCCUGAGGCGCCCCAAGAGUGGGCAGGACGUGGAGGACCCUCGAACACCCCAGGAGCAGGAUGGGAACAUAGCACCUGACGUGUCAGUCAGGUGAACUCCUGUAGACCUCCUGGGAGUCGAAGCAGCACUGGCAGCAUCUCUCCAGUGCCAUUGUGAUAUAGUUUGUAGUCAAGACUGAGGCGAUCAUAGGUCCUCUGGGCCGUGAUAGAUUUAGAUGGACCAACUGAUGAUAAUAGUCUGAUAUUUUAUAGACUUUUAGGGUAAAGUUGUCUUAUGGUGGAAAAACUUGUUCCACUUUGCGAUAUGUAGGAAAUAUCCACUGUAUGCCUUAAGAAUUUGUCUUUUUAAAGUUCUGAAAGCUAUAAAAAUCUCUAUUAUUCUGUUCAGGGUCAAAGUCCAAAAGGAGUCUAAUCCUCCUGAGCUUUGUAAGCAUAUUUUUUACAUUAAAAUAACAAUAAAAUGUGUAAACAAGUCAAUUCUGGUAAAAAAAGGAAAUUAAGGAGGUAGAUUCAUCCCAAUGAAUUAAUUUUUUUAAAAUAUUUUAAAGUUUAAAAGAGCAAAGUAAAACCUGCACUUAAAAAUUGUUGAUUUGUUUCAUGGAGAGCAUUUAUUCACAAAUUAAAAACAAAUUCAGCAAUAAUUCAACAAUGAUUUUCUUACUAAUCAAUAGAAUUCUUUAAUUAAACAAUUACUGAUUGUAAAUACUUCAGUUUAAUUAGAAACUGUAUAUAGUCUACCAACUUAACAAGUAUGCAUUUCUUAAGUGUGUUCCACAGAAAUGAGAAAAGAUAUGCAUUGUUUUUGGCAUAUAGCCUUAUGAAAGUGCAAUUCGCUGGGCGAUUAUGAAAUCGUUGGUUUUAAAUGUGUACUUGAUGAAUUUUUAAUGUAACAUUAUUUUUUUAUGUACAGUAUUGUAAUAUAGACUAGUAGAUUUUUUUACUAAUAGAAAUAAUCAUCUCAUCUAUAGCAAUUUACUGUCACAUUAAAUAAUUUAUUUGUAAAUAUGAUGUAAGGCGUGAGAUAGUCAAUUAUUUUGAAUUUAGAUGUUGAAACACUGAUAAAUCUAGUCAUGUAGUUUCCUAAAUUUAAAUUCUAGUUUGUGAACCAUGUACUGUUACAAGUGUUCUUAAUAAUUGAUUAAAUAAAAUUUAUAUAAUUUGUAA
Molecule: messenger RNA, 1511 nt
Organism: Homalodisca vitripennis (glassy-winged sharpshooter)
Lineage: Eukaryota; Metazoa; Arthropoda; Insecta; Hemiptera; Cicadellidae
Source: RefSeq, a predicted model, not a curated record